AUGGGACACAACACUAAUUGUUGCAUUAUGUUCAAUAACAGUCUUGUCUUGAACAUAGGUGCUCCUGAGAUCCCUUGCCUGACUGUUUCAGGCAAAAUAAGAGCAUGCAUAACUUUCCUGUUGUUUUUUGUUUCUGCCAUUUUAAAUGGGUCUUUUCUGUUAAAGCUACAGCGAAGGCAAGCGAAACAUGGAAAGAAAUCAUCAAAAAUGAAAAUCCUUCUGAAGAAUUUGAUGCUGGCCAACAUGUUGGAGACCCUGGUGAUCAUGCCCUUGGAUGGGGCCUGGAACCUUACAAUUCAAUGGCAUGCUGGGAACGUCCUCUGCAAGGUUCUCAGUUUCUUCAAACUCUUUUCCAUGUACGCUGCUGCGUUCAUUGUGGUUGUCAUCAGCCUCGAUCGCUGCAUAGCCGUUACUUUGCCUCUGUCUAUGAAGAAAAAUUCUAGUCUUGGAAAGUACAUGUUGUGUUUGGUCUGGAUUCUUAGCAUGCUCUUUGCGGUACCACAGUUAUUUAUUUUCAGGGUGAUAUCCAUCGAUGAUGCCGCAAGUGUAGGAGGAUCCUUUUCGCAGUGUGUCACGCAUGGAAGCUUCCCAAAAUGGUGGCAACAGACUGUAUACAACUUGUUCACUUUUGGCUGCCUUUUUAUUAUUCCUCUAGUCCUCAUGCUGGUAUGCAACACCAUCAUUAUUCUCACAAUGACACAAGUGUUACAGCACGACAAUAAAAAGCUGGAACUGAAUCGCACAAAGAACAACAUUCCUCAGGCUCGUCUUAAAACCUUAAAAAUGACUGUAGCUUUUGCAACUUUGUUCAUCGUUUGUUGGACUCCGUACUACGUCCUGGGUAUUUGGUACUGGUUUGAGCCAGAGAUGAUGAGCAGAGUGUCAGAGCCUGUCAACCAUUUCCUCUACCUAUUUGGUUUGUUGAACCCUUGCUUGGAUCCAUUAAUAUAUGGUUAUUUCUCCUUAUGA
Messenger RNA from Spea bombifrons (plains spadefoot toad), 969 nucleotides. It is a transcript of the gene GNRHR, whose product is annotated as gonadotropin releasing hormone receptor. Gene Ontology annotation, cellular component: membrane. Gene Ontology annotation, biological process: G protein-coupled receptor signaling pathway. Bases 1 to 969 code for a protein of 322 amino acids. The transcript is spliced from 3 exons. Lineage: Eukaryota; Metazoa; Chordata; Amphibia; Anura; Pelobatidae. Gene Ontology annotation, molecular function: peptide binding; gonadotropin-releasing hormone receptor activity. The record is from RefSeq and is a predicted model, not a curated record.